Lentinula edodes (shiitake mushroom) is the source of this 2609-nucleotide messenger RNA. RefSeq lists its product as uncharacterized. The record is from RefSeq and is a predicted model, not a curated record. Bases 138 to 2237 code for a protein of 699 amino acids. The transcript has 7 exons. NCBI's taxonomy places the organism in Eukaryota, Fungi, Basidiomycota, Agaricomycetes, Agaricales, Omphalotaceae.
AAUAAAACACUGGUUACUAGAAAAAGAUACAGUAGACUAAAUCCGACCCCCGGAGUUAAUCCCGAGUCCUCGACUCUUCGUUGAUCAUGCAUCAUGAGUGGCAUCACAAUGACCCUUGAUAUCGGCCUCGUGGGUGCAUGUACUUAUUAUUUACUCGUUUACUUUUGCUACUACACUGUACACACCUACACCAUAACGACCAAAACGACGAUGACACGAUUCUGACCUGCUGGAAGCACACCGGAACAUUGCAUCAUAAAAUUAUCACGACAAUGUCUCCUCCUCCUCCUCCAGUCUUUCCUAUAUUCCUUACCCCACCUGCUAAAGAAUCAUUCCCCGUCGUUCAGUCCGCUCAUGAGCACCUUCGACAUGCUUCAGACACGAUCCAUCAACACAGGUAUUCAUUGGCGUCGCAGCUGAAGGGGUUUGAUAGCCGUUGGGCGCACCUAUUCAGUGUCGCCCCAGUGCUCAAUAAAUUAACCAAAGGCAGACAACGACCAGAUGAAUUUCGUAAGAAUGCACAGGGCUUAGAUGAUGAUGUUCAGGUUGCACUCGAAGAGGCUCGGAAACGAAAAUAUUCCCAAACACGAUUCGCGGACGAGCAGGAUAGUAUCAUCCCUGGACCACCACCGUCAGAUACAAUAUAUUCGAAGGUUUCUAGGAAGGUGAAAGCACUAUCGUCGAUCCUGGAACGUGUUGAACGAGGCGAUCAAGUUCAACCUGGGGCAUCCAGGACAUCCAAAAGUCCACAUGUAUCAUCGAAAACAUCCAGUCAGUCGAAACAGUCGAAAUCUCGAGCCAAAAGUCCAACAAAAAGUCCAUCCGAACAAUCGAAGGCAAGAUCUUCCAAGCUGACGGUCAACCAAACUUCCACUCGACGACCUGCCAGGGUCCGGAAGAAGGAUUCACGACAUAGUAUUAGGUCUAUACGCAGUGCCAGGUCUAUGACUCUAAGGAGUUCUAGCCCUUUUCGUCAUCCGAAGCCCAAGCGUUCUUCACGCGACCGACUUCGAACUACCUCUGGUAGAGAAGGGGAACGGGAACGAGAUAGGGACAGGGAACGAGACUUAGGGAGAGACCGGGAUUACAGGCAUAGGGAAGAUAGGGAUAGAUAUCGGGAUAGGAAUAGGGAUAGAGAUCGUGAUAGUAGGGACAGGGAUAAGGAUAGAGACAGGGAUAGAGAACGAGACAGGAAUAGCAGGGAUAGGGAUAGGGAUAGGGACAGGGACAGGGAACGAGGGCGGAACAGCAGGGAGAGGGAAGCCAGUCGAGAACGUACAAGAGACACCCGACGUUCUCCACGAUCGUCUUCCCGUCACGAUCACCACCAUCGUUACAGCCCUGAGGGAAAAACUUAUUCGCCGAGAAACUUAGGAAACGUAGGACAACCACCUGUACCUGCUCCUCCGCAUCCUGUACUCUCCGCUCCUCCAGCACCAGUCAUCCCUUCGAAUAUACCGCCAAUCUAUGCUCGGUUCGCGAAUGGGCAUAAAUACGAAUAUGACAAUAAUGCUGACUUGGAACCAUUGCAGCCGCCAGUACUUCCGUUCGUUACUGAGCGGAUGGAAAGGAGGAGGGAAGCGAGAGAGCAAAACGGUAGGUCACCGCAGGAUCAAAAUCCAGACUAUCGUCGUGGUCAGCCCCCGCCUUCAUCAUACCCCCUACCGACAUCUUCAUAUCAUCCCCAAAAUCCUCAAAUCAUACCUCCUUCAGAUGGAAGGGGCAGAGGCCGUGAUCGGUCAAACAGAUCUGCACAUAGACGGGCAGGUUACAACGGUUACGAGAAUUACACUUACUCCUCGACAAGCACGCCUGUGAUCCCAGUCAUGGCUACUCUGCCUAAUUCAUCAUCUGACCCCAUAAACACGAACAUUGUGAUCCCUGCACCGUCUUCAACACGACACCUCUCUCGAUCACGGUACCCACCUCCCAGUAGCAAGGCUAGUCGUAGCCCGUAUCUACAUACACGAGAGGAGUAUGGGUAUAAAAAUGACCCGGUGCUGAGUAUCAGGGAGACGGCGGACACAGGUACGAACCCAAUUCCAAUGUUCGGGAUGGUCGAAGUUCUCGAAGUCCUCGAACGCAUUAUCCUCCUUCUCCUCAACCUACUAGGUCUCCUAAAUCACCCCUCAUCAUGCGCUCGAAAUUCAAAGAGAAUUUCAGUGUUCUCCAGUCCGAGUCGGGUCGGUAGGCAAUAUCUGGUAGGGAACAGUUUGAUGGUUCAAUUAGGGGUUUGACAAUCAGGGUAAAGUUGGAAUGGGAGUACGAGUGGUGGCUGAGAAAGAGAUGCAUUUAGAUAUAUCUACUCCAACUUGCGUUCUUAUCCAGAGUGCCCGUUGAAAUCUCUAAACUCCAGAAUAACCAAUUCUGAUUCGUGUUGCACUGACCUCACGGGCAGAGAUUGAAAUUAUAUACAUGGAAUUCCAAUUGAGAGCUAACAAUAAUGUAGGUAAGUACAACGGGAUUUGAGCCUUUUUUUCCUCCUUAUCGAUGAGCUGAUCGAUAAGCGUCUAUAAAAUACUUGCGUUUUACAGUAAUCGUCUACACUUUUAAACAUUGUGGCAGUUUCGAGAUGCAUAGCCCUUUCGCUUAGAGAGCACCAUCCUUCU